This is a messenger RNA of Triticum dicoccoides, 1818 nucleotides long. RefSeq names its product protein IWS1 homolog A-like. The transcript has 9 exons. The record is from RefSeq and is a predicted model, not a curated record. The coding region runs from base 78 to 1481 and encodes 467 amino acids. NCBI's taxonomy places the organism in Eukaryota, Viridiplantae, Streptophyta, Magnoliopsida, Poales, Poaceae. Gene Ontology annotation, cellular component: nucleus.
CGAAGCAGCGGGAUAGUCGCGGUUACCACCGAAAGAAGUCCUCACUGCUACCAGUCUACCAUCACUGCUACCGUCGCAUGGAGGCGGACGGCGCCGCCGCCGCCGCGGCUACAAGGGGGAGGGAGGCAGAGAUCAUGGAGGCCCUCCGCGCCCGCGUCCCCUUCUUCAAGAAGCAGGCCGACUAUUUGACUCUUGAAGGUGUGAGGAGAACAUUGGAGAAGGACAUGGAUUUGAAGAUAAAUUCACUUGAUCCUCAUAAAAAGUUCAUUAGGCAAUGUGUAGACAAGGUGUUUUCUGGUUGUGACAAUGAGAAUACUGAUAAUGCAUCAGAGAGGGCUGAAGCUAAAGUGGAUAACUUAUCAGAAGAUGCCCAACCAAUGUCGGGCUCAAACAAAAUCUCCUCCAGUCCUGAUGAGCAGGGGGCAAGAUCCAGUGAAACCGAUAAAGACCCGGAGGGGUUGAAAAAUCACAGUUCUGGUAGUAAUAUCACCGAAGCUAUGAUAAAGAAAGCUAUUGACAAAAGGGCUUCCUAUUUUAGAGAGAACUCAGACGUGUUUGAUUAUUCAGCAUGUAUUCACAAAAUGAAGCAAUGCAGAACUCUUACUCUACUAGGAGUUCGACGGACUUUAGAAGAAGACCUCAAACUUGAGAGGAAAGCUUUGGAUGCUUUUAAGGAUUUUAUUACCAAAGAGUUAGAUAGAGUUUUGCAAGAACCUGAAAAUGGAACAACGGAUCAUAGUAAACAGGAGGCUUGCAAGGAUGCUGGUCAGAAAACAAGUAAAGGCUCUAAAAGAGCUCGUCAAGACUCUGAUACCUCUGAACUAAAUAAUAGUCAUAGUGAGAAGGAAGACAGUGAUGAGGAUAUAAGGCCAAUAAAGAGGGGGGCUGAAAAAGGCAGAUCUCUAAAACAGCAGAAAAAAUUGUCAACUCUCAAGGUUGAAAAGGUUGCAAAAAGAGACUAUAAAAGUGAUAAAGAUCAAGGUCAAAAUUCUGCAGAAGAUAAUCCCCUUUCAUCUGCUGUGAAUGAUAAGAAGGCAGCUCCAGCCCAUGGCAAACGAGUAGAACGUCUUAAGUCAGUAAUAAAAUCUUGUGGAAUGAGUGUGCCACCUUCUGUGUAUCGGAGGGCAAAGCAGGCCCCGGAGAGCAAGCGUGAGGCUUGUUUGAUAAAGGAGUUGGAGGAUAUACUUGAAAAGGAAGGAUUGUCUUCACACCCUUCUGAGAAAGAAAUUAAAGCAGUGAGAAAAAGAAAGGAAAGAGCAAAGGAUCUUGAGGGCAUAGACAUGAGCAAUAUUAUCACGAGUUCUCGUAGGAGAAAUGCAUCUAGUUUUAUACCCCUGCCAGUGCCUAAAAUUGAAGCUGAUAGUGACAGCGAUGAUGAUGAUGGUGAAGAGGAGAAUGUGGAGGGUGGAGAUAAAGGUGACGACGUCGAUGCAGAAGCUGGAGAUGGAUCUGCUGAUGAUGCUGGAAACGGGAGCGAUUGACUCUUGCGGCGUUACUACAAGGUAGAAGGAAGUAGUUCUGGCCUUGGCUGGUUCACUGUGGGCCGGGAUGAAGCCAGUUGUUCAGAAGUUACUUUCUGGCAUCUUAUUUAUGCUGCCGUUAAUAUGGUCACUACUAUAUUAUUGGCUGGGCAUAUUUAUUAGACUAAUACACUAGGCAAUCAUUGCUGUAGUCCCUUAACCUAAUGUAUAAUAUCAGGCGUGUUAUCUUGGCAGCUGGUUCAGAUUCGUGUGUUCAUGUUGUUCGAAAGCUACAUCAACAUUACCUUUGUUCGAAAACAUUACGUUUGUUCGAUGUGUGUGUGUGAUGACACGAGAA